AUGGCCUCGAAAGGAGUUGAAGGCCCCUUCAGGGACUCGACCAAAGAGGUCAACACCAUCCAGACGCAGGCUGCUACCGACACUUCAGCUUCGUCAUUGAAAGAGCAGGUCGCCCAGCAGUACGGAUCCACAGACGAACAUGUCUUUUCAGAUCCCAGCAUCGCCGACCACUGGCGGAAGGUCUACGAGAAGGCUUCAUACGAGAACCGCCAUCGUUUCGAUCCCAACUACACGUGGUCGGCCGAGGACGAGAGAAAAUUGGUUAGGAAGGUCAUGUUCUGUGCUCUCGAUUUGCACCGGCGAAACAUCAAUCGUGCAAUCUCCGACAACAUGCUUCCGGAGCUCGGCAUGACCACAAACGAUUUCAACUAUGGACAAACUAUUUUCCUUCUGUCAUUCCUCGCUGCCGAGUUGCCCAGUGGUCUGGUCAGUAAGAAGCUUGGUGCCGAUGUUUGGAUCCCUUCUAUUAUGGUUGGUUGGUCGAUUACGGCAGGAUGCCAGGCUUUCUUAUCGAACCGUGCUGGGUUCUACGCCGUGAAGGCUCUGCUUGGUCUUCUCAUGGGAGGUUUCAUUCCUGAUAUUGUGCUGUGGCUCACAUAUUUCUACAAGUCUAACGAGUUGCCCCUGAGACUCGCAUGGUUCUGGACAGCUCUUAGCACUGUAAACAUUGUUGGUUCACUAGUCGCUGCCGGUGUACUUCAGAUGCGAGGUGUGGCAGGAUGGGCCGGUUGGAGAUGGCUCUUCCUUAUCGAGGGUAUCGUAACUCUCAUCAUCGGUCUCUUCUCGUGGGGUCUGAUGCCUCCUGGCCCUACGCAGACCAGAAACUGGUUCCGUGGAAAGGAUGGGUGGUUCACCGAACACGAAGAGCUGAUCAUGGUCAACCGCUUGCUGCGGGAUGACCCGAGCAAGGGUGACAUGCACAACCGCGAAGCCGUUGGCCCGUCUCUUCUAUUCAAGGCUAUCAAGGACUGGGAGCAGUGGCCUUUGUACUUGAUCGGCCUCACCACCUACAUCCCGCCUUCCCCGCCGAGCACGUACCUGUCCUACAUUCUGCGCCGAUUGGGCUUCUCGACGUUCCAGGCCAAUCUUCUCGCCAUUCCUUCCCAGUUCCUUUUUGCCGUCAACCUCUUGAUCAUUUCUUGGGUUUCCGGAAAGUUCAAGGAGCGCGCCAUCGUGUCAUCUAUUUCAAACAUCUGGAUCUUCCCCUGGCUUGUCGCUCUCGUUGCCCUCCCUGCUGAUACAAGUACUUGGAUCAGAUACGCCCUGUUAACGGGGUUGCUCAGCUAUCCUUACUGUCACGCGAUCUUGGUCGGCUGGAAUGCCAAAAACAGCAAUGCCGUGCGAACGAGAGCUGUCAGUGCUGCACUGUACAACAUGUUCGUCCAGGCGGGCAACAUCGCGGCUUCAAACAUCUAUCGAGAUGACGACCAGCCCCUGUAUCGCCGUGGAAACAAGAUUUUGCUCGGGAUCUGCUGUUUCAACAUCGUUCUGUUUUACUUCGUCAAGGCCUUCUACAUCUGGCGUAACAAGGUUCGCGACAGGCGGUGGAACGCCAUGUCCAAGGAGCAACAGGAGGACUACUCUAUCAACACCACUGAUGAGGGACAACAAAGACUUGACUUCCGCUUUGCGCACUAA
This is a messenger RNA of Colletotrichum fioriniae, 1638 nucleotides long. The record is from RefSeq and is a predicted model, not a curated record. Lineage: Eukaryota; Fungi; Ascomycota; Sordariomycetes; Glomerellales; Glomerellaceae.